Messenger RNA from Conger conger (European conger), 3319 nucleotides. It is a transcript of the gene adck2, whose product is annotated as aarF domain containing kinase 2. The record is from RefSeq and is a predicted model, not a curated record. Gene Ontology annotation, cellular component: mitochondrion. Lineage: Eukaryota; Metazoa; Chordata; Actinopteri; Anguilliformes; Congridae.
AGGAGCAGGAAGUAGGAGGCUAGAUCGCCGAGCACAGCACUGAAGGGACCAUUUGACAAGUUAAGUUUUUGUGUUGGGGUGCUAUGAAUCAGAAAUCAGUAUUUUUUUCAUGGUUAGAAACUUGUAUAUUUCGCCGGUGCAUACGGACAUUUUGUUGGCUCCCUGGAAUAAUAUAGCAUGCUACCCACAUAGAUAGCCUAGAGCUAGCUAACUUCUGGGGUCUCUAAAACAAUGUGCGCUAGCUAGGGAUAACUACAUAUUCAAGGGACAAUGAGCAUACCAACAAUUUGUCGUGGAAGUGGCGUUAAAGAAGAGUAUCGAUCCAGGACAUGCCAUGUUGCGAAUAAUGCUUGAUAAUAAUUGAUAGCCAGCUAACGAGGUUAACCUUACGCCGGCGUUAGCUUGGUAACCAUCCGGUCGCGCGCGUCAAUUCAAAUGAACUGGGAUUGCUUUGCGCACGUUAAUAACUUAACUGCUUGAGUGAAACUGCUUCUAAUUUUGUCUUAUAUUUAUUGGUGUAAUGUACGGGCCAGACGUGUAUAACAGUGUUUAGUACAGCUUGCUUGCACGCACCUUUGCUCCCGAUAAUAAAAUGGCAAGCCCAGCUACAGCAGUACAGUACAGCGGUUCAGCCUAGGUCGUCCGCGUCAUACUGCGUUGUGUGCAUGCCUGCAGUUCACGAUUUAGGCUACUGCACCUGUCCAAUAUUUAAAGGCCCCAACAUUGCACACAUUUAAGAUGGCAGCUUUACACGCAAGAGCAUUACUUUUCAACCUCAGGUGUUCUAUCCCAAGAGUCGGCAUGUCCCCCCUUGUGCGAUUUGCGACCGUCCGUGGCUGCUAGCAAAAAGGUCCCGUUCAUAGCCAGCUCCCCAGGGUGGGAGCGCUCUGCUGGGUAGCACAGAAGACGGCGUUCUGCUUCGCCAGCUAGGAGGCGUCCCCCCGGCAGCAGCCUGCCGACCGCAAGUCUUUAGCGCGGGUUCAGGUGCACAAGCUAGCCUUCGCCCUGAAGCUGUGCGUCCGCGCCGUGGUCCUGCUGCUGAAGUUCGGGCCCCUGCUCCUGCUGUACCCGCUGUGCCUGGUGUCGGCGCGCCUGGGCUCCCGCUGGCUGGACGCCCUGCUGUGGGUGACCGAGACGUCCGGCCCCACCUUCAUCAAGCUGGGCCAGUGGGCCAGCACCAGGCGGGACGUCUUCUCCGCGGAGUUCUGCCGCCGGUUCUCCAGGCUGCACGUGCGCGUGCGGCCCCACUCCUGGGCCCACACCAAGCGCUGCCUGACGCGGGCCUUCGGCGACGUCUGGAGGACGCUGUUCCAGUUCCACAGCCGGGAGCCCGUGGGCUCGGGGUGCGUGGCCCAGGUCUACCGGGCCUCGGCCCGGGUGGACAGCAUCGAGGACCCGGUCUUCCACCGGCUGGUGGAGGACAUGGAGAGGGAUGACCUCCUGGAGGCCUGGGAGAUCCCCGGGCUGGGCGGGACCUUGGGGUCCCUGUGGGGGCAGGGGCACGCGGAGGACGAUGGGGAAGAGAUGAGCGAAGGUGGAAGGGGAAGGGGCGGGGCGGACCCGUCUGUGGCUGGACACGGAGAGCAGGGCCAAACCGCGGACACGUCCCACAAGCAGGAGCACCUGGUUUCAGUGGCCAUCAAGGUGCUUCACCCAGGGGUCAGGAGGCAGGUGCAGGUGGACCUGCUGCUCAUGAAGGCAGCCAGCUGGCUGCUGCACUGUCUCCCCGGCCUCAAGUGGCUCAGUCUGCCGGAGAUCGUGGAGGAGUUUGAGAAGCUCAUGAGCAGACAGAUCAACCUGCGGUACGAGGCGGAGAACAUCGAAAGGUUCCGGGAGAACUUUCGGGACGUGGAUUUCGUGACGUUCCCCACGCCUCUUCGGCCGUUUGUCACGAGCAACGUCCUGGUGGAAACGUUCGAGGAGAGCGAACCCAUCUCCAACUUCCUCAGCCCAGACGUGCCGGACGAGGUGAAGCGGAGGAUCGCCAGGAUGGGCGUGGACACUCUGCUGAAGAUGAUCUUCGUGGAUAACUUUGUGCACGGGGACCUGCAUCCCGGGAACAUCCUGGUGCAGGGCGGGCGCGGGGCCCUGCCGCCGGGCCGGACCACCCUGACGGACCUGUGGGACACGGUGGUGGUGAGCGUGCGGCCGGCCCCCGCCCCGGUGCGGUUGGUGCUGCUGGACGCCGGCAUCGUCGCGCGGCUCAGCGAGGGCGACCUGCGCAACUUCCGCGCCGUCUUCACCGCCGUGGUGCUCCGGGAGGGUGAGAGGGUGGCGGAGCUGAUCCUACACCACGCCCGGGCGAACGAGUGCAAGGACGUGGCCAGGUUCAAGCAGGAGAUGGCCGAGCUGGUGAACAAGACCCUGAGCGACACGCUGACUCUGGGGAAGGUCCAGGUGGCUGACUUACUGUCUCGUGUCUUUGGGCUGUUGAUCACUCACAAGGUGAAACUGGAGAGCAACUUUGCCUCCAUUGUGUUUGCCAUCAUGGUCCUGGAGGGCCUCGGUCGAUCCCUGGAUCCCAACCUGGACAUCCUGCAGAUCGCCAAACCCAUGCUGCUAAAGAACUGCGCCUCAAUCCUUUAACUCAACAAAACUAGUUUGUCACACCGUUGGGACGGUAGCUUCGGGGCUCACACUACGUCUUCACUCAUCUCCUCAUACCUCUGUGUUGUACUUCCAAAACAAUGUGUCCCGAUAUGCUGCAUGUACAAAACCGAAUCCCCGUCACACGUCUUGAACCCGAGACUGUGAUUGGCUAAUUAGUUUUUUCUUCUUUUUUUUAUUUUUAUUGCUGGGUUCAAAUAAAAGCCUGUGUGCACAACAGUCCUUAUUGGGAAAGAUUGGACACCCUGACUUCUGGUGUACGUAGAACAGGGAGGGGGGAGUUGAAUUAAAAUGCACUUGACAAUCCCUUGUGUUUGCGGAACAAUGGAAUUGAACCAUUUACUGCUACCAGUUUUGGGUUUGAUUACUCAGGUUGAAAUGGCUGCGUUUGUGUCAAACAUUGUGUCAUGUUUGUGUCAUGCUACACGUUGACCCGUUUACUUGUCUAAUUAAGGUUGAUAUGAUCCAGUUCAAAUGGAUUCAUUGCAGUAGCUAGACAAAUGUACUGGAUUGUUUUGCCACGUUUUUUUGUGAACCGCGACUGAAACAAAUCCGCCCUUGAUUGCACGUCUUGUUGUAGGUGUGAUGUUCAGGUACGUUUAUUGAAACGUUGUCAUUGUGUAAUCUCAUGCAAUUCUUGUUUUUUUUCUGUCAGUUCAGACAUAUAUAUUUUUACACCACAGCUGGGAUAAAGUAAGAUGUGUUUGAAAUG